CGUCCGGUCCCCAGGAGCGCCAUGGCGGAGCUGGUCCCCCUGGCGGAGGAGCUGUCGUGCUCCAUCUGCCUGGAGCACUUCAAGGUGCCGGUCACCACCCCGUGCGGCCACAACUUCUGCAGCUCGUGCCUGGACGAGACGUGGGCCGUCCAGGAGCCGCCGUACCUGUGCCCGCAGUGCCGCGCCAGCUAUCAGGAGCGGCCGCAGCUGCACAAGAACACGGUGCUGUGCGCGGUGGUGGAGCAGUUCCUGCAGGCCGAGGUGGCCCGGGCGGCGCCGUCGCCCCCCGACGGCUGUACGCCGCCCGCCCGCGCCGCGGAGCCCAGCCCGCCCUGCCAGGUGGCCUGCGACCACUGCCUGAAGGCGCCCGCCGUCAAGACGUGCCUGGUGUGCAUGGCCUCCUUCUGCCAGGAACACCUGCAGCCGCACCUCGACAGCCCCGCCUUUCGGGACCACCAGCUGCAGCCGCCCGUCAAGGACCUGAUGCGCCGCAAGUGUCCCCAGCACAACAGGCUGCGGGACUUCUUCUGCCCCCAGCAUGAUGAGUGCAUCUGCCACAUCUGCCUGGUGGAGCACAAGGCCUGCUCGCCUGAGACCCUGAGCCAGGCCAGCGCAGACCUGCAGACCAAGCUGAAGCAUAAACUGACCAUCAUAUGCGAUCAGAUCAAUGGUGCAUCGAGGGCGCUGGAGGACGUGAGAGCCAGGCAGCAGGACAUACGGGAGACUGCCCGCAGGAAGAUGGAGCAGCUCAGACAAGAAUAUGUGGAAAUCAAGAUACUCAUUGAUGCUGCAGAGGCCAUCUGCACACGAAAGAUAAAGGAGGAGCAGAAGAGGGUCAAUACCAAGUUCGACAACAUUUACCAGAUCCUCCUCAAGAACAAGAGUGAGAUCCAGACUCUGAAGGAGGAGAUUGAACUUGCCCUGACCAAGGAGGACGAGUUCGAGUUUCUGGAGAAAGCGAUCAAACUGCAGGGAAUCUCGACAAAGCCGGUCUACGUCCCCAAGAUGGAGCUGAAUCAGGAGCUGAUAAAGGGUGUCUGCCAGGGCACCUCAGACCUCAAAAACGAGCUGAAGCGGUAUAUCAGGCUGCCCCAGGACAAGAAGCCCGAGGGACCCACCGGCUUAGGGAACCUUGGAGAGCAUGGCCCAGCGUCCACGCACAAACCUGCACACUUUGUGAAGAAGUUCCUGAAAGAAGAAAAGAAACACAAGAAACCUCCUGUAGCCAAAGCCUCCGCUGUGCAGCCGAACCCGGUGUCCCUCACGACCAAGGUGCUGGAUACCUUCUUAGCCAAGUCCAGGCCCGAGCUCCUAGAGUAUGCCACUAAGUUCAGCCUGGACUACAACACCGCCCACAACAAGGUGGCUCUGUUGGAGAACUACACUGUAGCUUCUGUGGCCGACUUGCCCCUGAACUAUCAGCCACACCCCAAGAGGUUCACAUACUGCUCUCAGGUGCUGGGCCUGCACUACUACAGGAAGGGGAUCCACUACUGGGAGGUGGAGCUGCAGAAGAACAACUUCUGCGGGGUGGGCAUCUGCUAUGGCAGCAUGCCCCGCCAGGGCCCCGACAGCCGGCUCGGUCGCAACAGCGCCUCCUGGUGCGUGGAGUGGUUCAAUACCAAGGUCUCUGCCUGGCACAACAAUGUGGAGAAAACGCUGCCCUCCACCAAGGCCACGCGGGUCGGCGUGCUUCUCAACUGUGACCAUGGCUUCGUCAUCUUCUUUGCCGUCACCGACAACGUCCACCUGAUGUGUAAGUUCAAGGUGGACUUUACCGAAGCUGUGUACCCGGCCUUCUGGGUGUUCUCUGCGGGUGCCACGCUCUCCAUCUGCUCCUGCAAGUAGGCCGGCCACGGACACUGACCUCUGGGUGCCCAAGACAGUGGUGGAAGGCCUGCAGGUGGAACUGUCCCAGAGCUUCCUGUGACUCUUCAGGGUUGAGAGUAUGGGAGGGGGAAGGGGGAGGUGGAGGGAGGGGGAGGUGAUCGCGCUGUGGACCAGGAAGCACUUCUGCCUCCUGGUGCCCAUCAGGGCAGGGUGACCUCCUCCCUCUUGUUCCCGUAGGUCCCCAGCUGCUGGCAGCUGGAUGGGGGUUUUGGGAGGUAAAGUCAUUAGCGCCCUUUCCUCUUGGAGGGAAUCUGUAGCCACCGUGGGCCCUUUCUCGGCGGUGGGGGGGGGGGGGUGGUGGUGUAAGGUCCUGGCCAUCUGGCGCAGCCUUCGGAUCUUAAUGUUUUGAUUACUGUCGAUAGGGCUAUUCAGCUUAAUAUAUUGAUUUAAAAAAAAAAAUCCCAUGUCAUUGAAUUUCAGUAUUAUUCACCCCCUGUAUGUGGGGUUUGGGUGUAUGCUCAGAUUCCUGGUUAUUUUGUAUCCUUAAGGGAAACUGCCCAUCGCAGGUCUCCACCCAGAUCAGAGUUUCUAAAAGAAAUGGGUUCUCUCCCUCCACUGGAGAAUGACCCUGCUUCCCUUCCUUUCCUCGUACCUCAUACCCCGUCCACGGUUUUAAAAUAUUUAAUCCAGCAGGAAACUUUUCAGACUAAGGUUUCAAACCAUGAUCUGAAUGUGUUGAAUUUGUGAUUCAAGGUCAAGGUGACCCAGGUCCCAUGUUGGGAACCCUUUCCACUCCCACUCUUGGUGGACACUCUUUGGCUGUACCCACAAGAGCCUUGCGGGAGGCCUUCUUCCCACAGCUUAGGCUUCGGAGCCUGGAACCCCACUGGGCAAGGGUGACCCUGACCUGGGUUGGCAUUGUGGUGGUUUUGCUCUUACUAGCGUCGUGGCUUCUUACUGACAACUGUGCUCAGUGAGAGCCUCUCAUCCGAAGGGCUGUGAGGUACUUGACGGGCUGGCGUAGAUACCACUGUGGCCAGCACAGUCGACUGGACUGCUGAGCUUGAUAUCCCCGGUCCACGAUCAUACAGACGAGUCACGUGGGGCUACCUCCAGGACCAUGCCAGUUCUCUUGCUGGGGUGACCACCUGUGGCCAAGGGAGUCUUCUAGCAGGUCCCGUGGGAAACAGCAACAUUCCUAUUCAUCCCCGGCCACAGGAUGCAGGCCCAGUGUGACCCUCUUGCGAGUCGCACGCCUGUCACUGGCACUGCACUAACCCUUUCUCUUUUCCUCAUUUGAGCUAAUUCCAGAUGUGGGGACUGACGAGGCUAGGGGGCCCAGAGACUUUCAGGGCCAGUGAGAAAACAAGCUAUGGGACUGAAGCACAAGGGGUAUCUUUUCCUGCAGUGUUUUCUGUGCAGUGAAAAUAACCCCAGUCCGCUAAGGGGCAGGAGGGAAUGGAUUGCCAGAAUUUCCCGAGCUCCUUCUAUCCUGAUGUUGUCAGGAUGUAAAGUCCCAGUCCAAAAGUGGGAGAAAUUUAACCUCAUUUUGGUGAAACGAAUCCUGGGCUUUCCUAAGAGGGGAGCUCAGGUCAGGCUCUUUGUAGUAUAAAAAAGAGGUCAAGCACUGGGGACGUGGGGACCCCGGACCUUUUCUGUGAAUGUUUGAGAGUUUAACACGUCUCUGGCCUUGUGCUGGAGUCCCCGGGGCUCUCGAACCAGGCCCAGAGCUCUGCGAACUCUUGACAGGUGUGUUGAUCUGCGUCCCCUCCCGGUCAGGACCUUCACUUCCUUGGGAGAGAGAUCAUCUUUGUUGGGGAGACAUCCCUGCAAUGGCUGAG
Leopardus geoffroyi (Geoffroy's cat) is the source of this 3671-nucleotide messenger RNA. It is a transcript of the gene TRIM25, whose product is annotated as tripartite motif containing 25. NCBI's taxonomy places the organism in Eukaryota, Metazoa, Chordata, Mammalia, Carnivora, Felidae. The transcript has 8 exons. Gene Ontology annotation, molecular function: protein binding. The record is from RefSeq and is a predicted model, not a curated record. Bases 22 to 1848 code for a protein of 608 amino acids.